Prorocentrum cordatum is the source of this 632-nucleotide messenger RNA. The record is from the annotation of a GenBank genome assembly. Lineage: Eukaryota; Dinophyceae; Prorocentrales; Prorocentraceae.
GUGGUGCACGAGACUGAGAACGUGCUCGCCGGAGAUAACUCCCCGAGCCCUACUCCUGCCACGGCGACGCCGUGGAUGGCCUUUUUCUUCGUCUGGACCACUGUCUUGGGGCUCUACCUCAAGGACCCGUGGAUCGACGCCGCGGCCCGUCAGUGCCCGGACUUCCCGUGGUCCAACCCGCGCGCCGCUGACGCCGAUGUUGGAAGCGCGGUGCUGGGCGGCUCGGCCGCUGCGACCACCGACGAUGCCCUUCGGUUGUGCGAGUCCCCAGGCCAUCCAGGUCCCAUGCCGCUGUUUGUCCGCGAUCAUGGACUCACGGCGUGCAAUUUCUCGACGCAGGAUCGCGCGCGCAUCAAGCUGCCAACAGAACAGCCUGCGGCUCCGCGUGCGUCCGACAUGGCGGGGCACGUCGGCAAGAUUGCCGAGUCGCUGCAGCGCACUUGCUGUCGCGUCUUUCAGGUGCAAACCGCGUGGCGGGACUACGAAGUCAAGGCAUCUUCAUGGAUCGCAUCCCGUGGAGGUUUUAGCGGCGAUAUUUGUGAUCCUGUGCCGGUGGCAACAUUCGCAGAGGACAACAUCACAAUGGAGAAUGCGUGUGAGUUGAACACUGGCGACCCGACAUGGAAGCCCUG